This is a messenger RNA of Aspergillus ibericus CBS 121593, 363 nucleotides long. RefSeq lists its product as uncharacterized. The coding region runs from base 109 to 303 and encodes 64 amino acids. Lineage: Eukaryota; Fungi; Ascomycota; Eurotiomycetes; Eurotiales; Aspergillaceae. The transcript has a single exon. The record is from RefSeq and is a predicted model, not a curated record.
GAGUCUGCCGGUGGUGGCAGAUAUGGCUUGGCAAGGCCCGUAAGUCGCUCGCUUAGGUCUGUUAUUCAUCCGUGGUUUUGAUGCCGGCAUGAUACCAACGUUUGGGAUAUGUGGAAUGACCUCCUGAGGCGUCCUUUGCUUUUUCUUUCGUUUCACUUUUUUUUUUUUCUUUUUCUUUUUUUCUUCGGCCUUCUUUAUCCAGUCACCGGGCUGGUUUUCGAGGAUUCCUUCGGAGUUGAGAUAUUGGUCGCCGGCGCGGGGAGUUUGCCAUCAUUAUCGUCCAUGACUCACGGCUUAUCGUAGAGAGCAAACGUCGUCGUCACGAAUUUCGAUAGCGAGGGAGGUUGGGAGUUAGAUUAAUCG